This is a messenger RNA of Sclerotinia sclerotiorum 1980 UF-70, 459 nucleotides long. RefSeq lists its product as hypothetical. The transcript is spliced from 2 exons. Bases 1 to 459 code for a protein of 152 amino acids. NCBI's taxonomy places the organism in Eukaryota, Fungi, Ascomycota, Leotiomycetes, Helotiales, Sclerotiniaceae. Gene Ontology annotation, molecular function: translation initiation factor activity. The record is from RefSeq and is a predicted model, not a curated record.
AUGCAGAUUAUUGCUGAGGCUAAGAAGGAAGCCGCUAAGCUUUUGGCAGUCUUCCCCUGUGUUCUUACACCUGUAGCUGUCUUUAACAAAACCGGGCCUAUUGUCAUUGGUGUUGAUGUCAAAGAAGGAAAUCUCAGAUUACAUACACCUAUUGCAGCUGUCAAGAAGAAUUCAGUCACUGGUGCUAAGGAAAUCAUUGGUAUUGGUAGAGUCACAUCUAUCGAACGUGACCACAAGCAAAUCGACAUCUGCAAGAGAGGACAACCAUCUGUCGCCAUCAAAGUCGAAAUGGGCAGUUCUCAACCGGCAUAUGGUAGACAUUUGGAAGAAGAGGAUACAUUGUAUUCAUUGAUUAGUAGACAGAGUAUCGACACACUGAAGGAAUUCUACAGGAGCGAUGUCAGUAAAGAUGAGUGGGAACUCCUCAGAAAGUUAAAACCACUUUUUGAUAUUCCUUGA